This is a messenger RNA of Solanum lycopersicum (tomato), 423 nucleotides long. Its product is annotated as oleosin Ara h 15.0101-like. Gene Ontology annotation, biological process: lipid storage. NCBI's taxonomy places the organism in Eukaryota, Viridiplantae, Streptophyta, Magnoliopsida, Solanales, Solanaceae. The record is from RefSeq and is a predicted model, not a curated record. Gene Ontology annotation, cellular component: monolayer-surrounded lipid storage body; membrane.
AUGUCUGAUCAGCAGAAAGAACUCCGUGGAUCACCACCAAAUUACGAAGCCUUGAGGCUCGUGGCAGCAGGAACACUUGGUGCUGCUUUGUUAGGCUUGUCCAGUCUUAUCUUUGCAGGGACAGUUAUAUUUAUGAUCCUUGCAGCCCCAUUCCUUGUCGUGUUCAGCCCAAUUCUUGUUCCAGCUGCGAUGAUUCUCGUCUUGAGCACUGCUGGUUUCUUGUUUUCUGGUGGGAGUGGCAUAGGGGGAUUAGCUGCAAUAUUGUGGUUGUGUAGGAAAGCUCGUGGGCAACUCCCUUAUGCUGCAGGCCAACUUGAUUUUGCUAGAAUGAGGAUUGCAAGCAAAGCUUGGGAUAUGAAGGAAAGAGCUAAAGAGGGUGAACAAUUUGUGCAGAACAAGGCCCACGAAAAUACUGAAGCCUAA